This is a messenger RNA of Saprolegnia diclina VS20, 993 nucleotides long. RefSeq lists its product as hypothetical. The transcript is spliced from 4 exons. The coding region runs from base 1 to 993 and encodes 330 amino acids. The record is from RefSeq and is a predicted model, not a curated record. Lineage: Eukaryota; Oomycota; Saprolegniomycetes; Saprolegniales; Saprolegniaceae.
AUGGCGACCACAAGCACCGCACCGCCGCUCUACACGGACCUCGAGGCCAUCUUGAGCCGCUUCCGCCGCAAGCGCAGCAAACAAAUCGCGUUCUUGCGACGGUACAUCGACGUCCUCCAGAAGCGUGUCGGCCACCUCCAGUGGAGUCACUCGACACUUCUGGGCUGGGAGGACGUCUCGAAAGCGCUCGCAGAAGACACGCUGGACAGAGUCCGGGAAAAUCGAUCCCUGAAGCGCGAGGUUGCAGCUUCUCAGGGCCUUCGCACCCUCCUCGCGGCGUGGGUAAGUGCCCACGCAUCCUCACCGCACACACGGACACCCGGGCACGAUCCGUGGACAACCGCACGGCUCUUCAACGGUGCACCGGACGCGCGCAAGGUCGGGCUCGAGUGGAUCUUGCAGCAGUGCUACCACAACACGUCGAGCGCGCUGGCCCACGUGUCGGCAGCGCUUCACAACGACGAUGACGCGGUCCGCGUCGCCAUGACGUUUGACGGCACUGCAAUGAGUCUCACAGUCACAUCCCAGUGGAUCGAGCCGUACCCGAUGCCGCAUGUCGCCGACGCCACGUGGAGUGCGAGCCGGUCGUUCUUAGCAACGUGCUGCUCCAAGCAGACGAACUGCUCGACGCUGCGCACCGCCGUAAGCAGCUACGUCGAAUACUUUCACGAAGACGUUGGCCCCCCGUGCCAGAAAAUCAUUGCCAAUGCGCUCUACGGUCGAUACGACACGCCCGACCGCACCGUGCUCAUCAGUCGCUCAGUUCUCUCGGAUGAGGCCCACCCUGUGCCGCAGGAUACGUGGUGCACCGACUCACGUCAAUGGAUCGUUCUAGACCGCAUGCAUGCAAAUGCGACGCGGGUACGGGUCUACGACUACAGCGGACACCCGAUUUAUCCCAGCGGCCAACUCGUGCCAUUGACGGUUCUCGCCAAACUCAAGAGGUUUGAGACCACGUCGGACGACGCGGCCAAGUUUCCGCCGCCACCUUGA